GGCUCUUAUAAAAUCAGGAAAAUUUUCAAAGGAUAUUUUGUUGGGAAUUGCUCCCUUUUUCCACUCAGAGAUAUUCCUAAAAGUAUUGCGAGUAAUACUUGGUCCUCACCUGGCUUACAUUUCUAUGUUUUCGCCGUUACUGUUUCUUCUGCACUGCUUCAUCUUGUUUCAAGAACGCAUUUUACGUAAAAAAGAAGGAUGCGUAUGCGUUGUGGAAAAUUCAGUCCGAAGAGUUCAUGGCUCCAAACUUGGAAAACGAAGGGAUCUUGGAAGUAUGCAAAGGAUUCUUUAAUGUAUCACUAGUCGCUGGGACUUUAUUUUGCUACAUUCUCAAUCAAGGACCUUUGUCAAAAGUGUACUUUAAUUUAGAUGGUUCCCAGUUUUGGUGGACGUUGAUUCAAGGCCCAGUUUUACUUCUUUGGCAGGAUCACGAGGAAUACUGGCGUCAUCGGAUUUUUCAUUCAGGAUGGCUAUUCAAGAAAAUUCACAGUGUGCAUCACAAGUAUAAACACCCAACCAGCUUCGUUACAUUUGCGUGGCAUCCUUUCGAAAUAACUGUGUUCUUCUUGAUUAGCAUGACGCCAUUUUUUGUUGUUCCAGUGUACUUCGGGUGGAUUGUUGCGAUCAGCGUGUUUAUAAUUGGCCACAAUAUGCUCGACCAUUCUGGAAUCAAUUUGAAGGCACCGCAUUGGUUGCCAUUCCUCCCAGAUAUCGUCUUUCAUGACAGACAUCAUCAGCGUGGCAAUGUCAAUUUUGGGUCUCAUUUUUGGUUGUGCGAUUUUCUGUUCGGGACUUAUGAACAGGUUCGAUCAUGAAAUAUGGAUGAGCUACUUCUCUCAAGUGAUCAGCCAUUCCGGGUGAAUGAUCUCUACCGUGGUACACCGUGCGACUACUAUAGAAAACUAAGUAGUGCUUUUUAAUAUGAAACUCCUAGCGAAUACAUAAAAAAUAUAAAAAAACUACACAAACGUCUUGAGUUAAAGGGAUUUGUUCCUCUCGACAUUUAACUAGUUUUAACAUCGAUGUAGAAGUCACUUAAGAAAAAUAAAUCCUGUAUUAGAUAAUUGCCGAAAAAAAAGGUU
Molecule: messenger RNA, 1082 nt
Organism: Bemisia tabaci
Lineage: Eukaryota; Metazoa; Arthropoda; Insecta; Hemiptera; Aleyrodidae
Biological process (GO): lipid biosynthetic process
Molecular function (GO): oxidoreductase activity; iron ion binding
Source: RefSeq, a predicted model, not a curated record